CGCCUUCCAAUUGAUAUUCUCAAGAUCAUUAUAUGUUUCUUAAUAAGAAUGUAGUAGAUUAUAUGAAUUUCCGUGCUAUCUGCAGGAGUUGUGAAUCAGCAGCGCCUUUAAUUCAAUGGAGAGAAGCUCCUAUUAGCUUAAAAUCUGCUCCAUUACUGCCAUGGCUAAUGUCUCCAGAUAAUCACUCUGGCAUUCACAGUUUUGUGGAUCCAAAACUUGGAGGUAAGUAUCUCGUCAAAGUCCCAGAAUCCUUAGUGGAUGCAAAUAUCCUCUAUUCGAGAAAAGGUUGGUUACUAAUGCACAGUAUUUCUCGGAAUGCAUUAUCUUUCUACAAUCCAUUCACAAAAGACAUCAUUAAGUUGCCAUAUCUGCUUCGAGCAUUUGUUUUAUCUUCGAGCAUGGGUUUCACAUACGCACCAACAUCUAAAUCUUACGUAGUUGUGGCAAUACAUAUUACUCUACAUGAGGCUGAAGUGCGCGUCUUCUGGUAUGGAUGGAGGGGAUGGUCUAAUUAUCGAUUCACUAACGAUAUCAGUAAAUUUGUUUCGAAUCAUAAUAGUCCUGUUUUUCAUGAGGGAGGGUUUUAUGUUCUUGGCAAAGAUGGGAAUUUAGGAGUUUUCAAGGUGUUAUGGCCUGAAAGAUACACCUGGAAAGUCCUUGCCGUGCCUCAGAAGCCCUGCAUCUCUUUCUGUCAAAGUUUCUUAUUGGAAUGUGGUGGAAGAUUGUUAUCAGUCUUUAUGGGUCCUGUAGGAGAAUGGAUUAAGGUUUUUGCACUGAAUGGCAUUACAAUGCGUUGGGACAAAGUGUCGAGGUUGGAACACAAUACUCUGUAUCUGAAUCGACCAUCGUCUUUUUCGAAACCAGGGUGGAUAACUGGAAUGGGGGAAAAAUCUUCCUUCCAAGGCUCGACAAUGAUACAAAUACUGUGGUCUAUUAUUGUUUGGAGACUGGAAAAUAUCAUUGCUUUGGUAGCAAGGAUGAUGCAGUGAAGUACCAGCAUACAAGACAGCUACUAUUUUCAGGUUGGAUUGAACCUUCCUGGUCUUAACUUUUCUUUUUUUUUCAUGAAUUGUUUUGUUAUUUAGAAGUAAUUAUUAGAAGAAAUCUGCUAUUAUUUUGGACUUAGAAGUACAUGCUAUUCAUGUUUCUGAAUUUGUGAGCAUUAGGGUUGAUUUCAAUCCAAGUUGUCCUCUUUUUCUUUU
This is a messenger RNA of Tripterygium wilfordii, 1202 nucleotides long. Its product is annotated as F-box/kelch-repeat protein At1g57790-like. The record is from RefSeq and is a predicted model, not a curated record. Bases 33 to 989 code for a protein of 318 amino acids. The transcript has a single exon. NCBI's taxonomy places the organism in Eukaryota, Viridiplantae, Streptophyta, Magnoliopsida, Celastrales, Celastraceae.